CUCUACUUCUACUUCUUCUUCUUCUUCCUCAUCUAUGGACCCUUUAGCUUCCAAACAACAACAACAACACCAUCUUGACGAUACUAACCAAACCCUAACCCACAAUAAUCCUCCAUCCGAUUCCACUACGACCACCACCGACUCAACCUCCUCCGCUCAACGCAAACGCAAAGGCAAAGGUGGUCCUGACAACUCCAAGUUCCGUUACCGUGGCGUCCGACAAAGAAGCUGGGGCAAAUGGGUCGCCGAGAUCCGAGAGCCUCGUAAGCGCACUCGUAAGUGGCUUGGUACUUUCGCCACCGCCGAAGACGCCGCACGUGCCUACGACCGAGCCGCCGUUUACCUCUACGGUUCACGUGCUCAGCUCAACCUAACCCCUUCUUCUCCUUCUUCCGUCUCUUCCUCUUCCUCCUCCGUCUCCGCCGCUUCAUCUUCUCCUUCCUCUUCCUCUUCCUCUACUCAAACCCUAAGACCUCUCCUCCCUCGCCCCGCCGCCGCCACCGUCGGAGGAGGAGCCGCCUUUGGUCCGUACGGUAUCCCUUUUAACAACAACAUCUUCCUUAAUGGUGGGACCUCCAUGUUAUGCCCUAGUUAUGGUCUUCUCCCUCACCAACAACAACAAAAUCAAAUGGUGCAAGUGGGACAAUUCCAACAACAGCAGUAUCAGAAUCUUCACCCUGCUAAUAACAAUAAAAUUGGCGACAUCGAGCUAACAGAUGUCCCGGUAGCUAACUCGACCUCGUUCCAUCAUGAGGUGGCCCUAGGGCAGGAACAAGGAGGAAGUGGGUGUAAUAAUAUUAACAAUAAUAAUUCGAUGGAGGAUUUGAACUCUCUGGCUGGUUCAGUAGGUUCGAGUCUAUCUAUAUCUCAUCCACCGCCCGUGGUUGAUCCGGUGUGUUCUAUGGGUCUGGAUCCAGGUUAUAUGGUUGGAGAUGGAUCUUCAACAAUUUGGCCUUUUGGCGGAGAAGACGAAUAUAGUCACUGGGGGAAUAUUUGGGACUUCAUUGAUCCUAUCUUGGGAGAAUUCUAUUGAUUUGUUUUUUCUGUGGUAGAUCAUAUUAGAUACGUUGAGAGCCCCUUAAGGUCGGUCAUGAGAAUUUGGAGAUUCAAUAUUGUUUAUGAGAGGAAUCAAGAAGAUUACAUUCUAUGAGGAGCUUUGCAUGCAAAACUUUGGAGGAUUUUUUUUUUUUACCUAUAGAGGAUAAAUAAGAGGGUAUUUUAUUA
This is a messenger RNA of Capsella rubella, 1224 nucleotides long. RefSeq names its product ethylene-responsive transcription factor ABI4. The record is from RefSeq and is a predicted model, not a curated record. Gene Ontology annotation, molecular function: DNA-binding transcription factor activity; transcription cis-regulatory region binding. Gene Ontology annotation, cellular component: nucleus. Gene Ontology annotation, biological process: positive regulation of DNA-templated transcription; response to stress. The transcript has a single exon. Lineage: Eukaryota; Viridiplantae; Streptophyta; Magnoliopsida; Brassicales; Brassicaceae. The coding region runs from base 35 to 1033 and encodes 332 amino acids.